Rotaria socialis is the source of this 1311-nucleotide messenger RNA. NCBI's taxonomy places the organism in Eukaryota, Metazoa, Rotifera, Eurotatoria, Philodinida, Philodinidae. The record is from the annotation of a GenBank genome assembly.
AUGACCAAAGCUGUUGCAACGAAAAACGUCUCUGAUGUAAAUUAUCACGAAGAUUCACUUGACAUAUUCAGUCUUAUUUGGCUUGGUAUCAAUGUUGACAUGAAAGAUGAUCUAGAUAUUCAACGAAAACUGCGUACUAUCAUCAAUCAUCAGAAGAAGUUUCAAUAUGGAGAAGAAUGUCGACGAUACAUUGAAACAAGUUCAGUGCAAGCUUCUAUAGUGCUGAUUGUUAAUGAUCAGUUAGGAAUAGAAUUCAUACCUUCUAUUCAUGAACUUCGACAAGUUUCGUCCAUCCAUGUUCUAUGUAAGACAAAGAGCAGUGAAGAAUGGACCAGGGACUUUCCAAAGGAACGUCAAGUAGCUAUAUUCUACAUGGGAGAUAGAGUAAAUUUGACCGAUUCCGUGCAAGUAUUAUUUGAGAUUGAAGCUGAUCCUAAAGUAGUCACGACGAAACCAUUUGCUGAUAUCAGUACAAUUAGCUAUUUCCCCAGCGAAUCCAAAGUGCUCUUCAUGCUUGGCUCUAUCUUUUGUCUCGACAAUAUUAUUUGUGAUGACGACCAAAUGUGGGUGAUCCACAUGACUCUAAGCAGUGAUGAAGAACACGCCUUACGCGAAGUUUUAACCGACAUGAAAAAUAGCAAUGAAAAUGGUGAGACAUGUCUUCGAAGUCUGGGAAAAUUACUAUGGAAUAUGGGAAUGCUUGAUCUAGCUGACAAAUACUAUAGACGUUUCGUAAAUGAAAUAUCGUUGAAUGAUCCUUUACGUAUGACUUUAUUCGAAGAACUCGGUAACAUCGCAUCGCAAAAAGGUGACUACGAUAAAAGCAUUGAAUGGCACAAAAAAGCACUCGAUGUCCAAAGCAAAAAUGAAAUAGACGAAAUAAUAGCAUGCAAAUCAAUAAUUGCAGAAACGCUACCACCAGAACAUCGCAAUUCUGCAUUGGAGAAACAGAUUGCUGAAUGUCAAGAUCAACCAGAGUUGGAUUUGGGUUGGAGUCAUUUGACUGAUCAAGACAUGUCGAUUGUGGCCUAUUACUGCUUAUACAAUAACAAAACACUACUCAAACUAAACCUCAGCUCUAACAAAAUUGGAGAAAGAGGAGCGCAUUAUUUGGCUGACGCUCUAUAUUCGAAUAACACGCUAACUGUGUUGAAUCUCGAGAACAAUCAAAUUGGAGAUAAGGGAGCUCGAAGCUUGUCUGAUGCUAUAAAGCACAAUAAGACGCUGAAGGAACUACGACUAUUGGAUUACACAAUCUCGUUAAAUGUCAAAAAGCAAUUGAAAAUACAGGAUGGUCGAAUAUGGUGUUGA